Molecule: messenger RNA, 1728 nt
Organism: Gordionus sp. m RMFG-2023
Lineage: Eukaryota; Metazoa; Nematomorpha; Gordioida; Chordodea; Parachordodidae
Exons: 9
Coding region: 1-1728 (575 amino acids)
Source: RefSeq, a predicted model, not a curated record
AUGGCCAUUGAAAAACUUGCAAUAUUUAUUAUUGAAAGUUACAACGAUGAAUUAAUGAUAUCUAAAGCUUGCCAAUGUUAUAACCUAGUUAUUUUUAUGCAUACCAUUCAUAUUAAUUCUUCAAAGCAACAUAUAAGCAUAAAAAUCUUAGACACCUCUAUACUGAAAAUACUAAAUGAAAUUAAUAGAAUUUUAGAUCAAUAUUAUAUUCCAAUUGAAAAUUAUUGUGAUUACAAUUAUGAUACUAAUAUAAAUAAAGAAAACAUUUUUAACAUGAAGCCUUUAAAUUUAAAUAAAGAUGGUACUGGUAUAGAAAAUUUAACAUUAUUUGCAAAUCAUUUAAAAAAUUUAGUUAUUAUGAACCAUUCUAUUUUAUUUUAUCACAAUCAUCAGACGAUAUAUAUACAAAUCCCCAUUUUGAGGGUAUUAAAACUUUUUUUCAAUGUGACAAAUUAUAUUGAGAAGGAAAUUUUAUUUAAAAAACUGAAUAGUUCCAAAAAAAUUAAAUUACCAUUACACAAUGUCAGUUGCUUAAAGGCUCAUUUUGAAAAUGAAGAUUCUGAAAUUGAAUUAAUAACUCCCACUGUAGUAUCCAUAUUAUUGCCUAUGAUAAAGGAUCUUUUAAAAAUCGUCGGUAAUAACGCCAUACCUUACACUGAUAUUAUAAUGGAAAGAAUAAUCUUGCCAAUUGUCAAAUUUGGUAAUCUCCUAAUCAAACAUAAAAAUUCUCAGAUCUCAUCUACCAUACAUGCCGAUUUAAAAUUGGGAGAUGCCUAUGCAUUUAAUUCUUUUAUAACCCAUCAAAAAAUCUUUUCAACCUUCAUUACUGCACUCAUUGAAGGUUUAAACCAACUUGUUAUAUCGUUAGGUGCUCAUAUCCACUUGAAACAAAAUGAAUCUGAAUCACUACUGGAAAUUAUAAUUUUUGCCUUAACCAAAAAAAGUAAUAAGGAAGAGCAAAGAAGUGAAUCCAUGUUUGAUAUUCAGGCCCAAUGCAAUGUUUUACACAAGGGAUUGAUACUAAUAGAGUCACUAUUUUUGCAUCUUAACACAAACCCACUCGAAAAUUCAGAUUUAGUUAAAAAAGUGUUUGACAUUUUAAUGAAACCGAAAGAUCUCCCAAAUACCAUAUCUUUUAGUGAUUGCAAUAACCAAUCCACGCCUACCAAAUUGUACAUGAAAUGCUUGAUGGCUUAUAUAAUGUCUUACCCUUACCUGUCUCAGAAUGUAUUGAAUUAUGUUCUAGAUUGUUUUGAUAAAACAUCUUUGCUCAGUGAUUUAUUAAUAUCUUCGUUUUCGAAAAAGAAUUUGAUUAUAAUCGAUUCAAUUCUUCAUCCUAAAAUCCCCGUUAUACCACGAUCUUGUCUGGUAGAUGACGAAAUCGACAACAAAAUGCAUAACGUUGAUAAUAUAGAAAAAAUAAACGGAAUCCAAAACAACAAACACUUUACACACAAGGAAAAGUGGCUUGAUGAUAAAAUUAUAAUAGAAAAAAUGGACGAAGAAAUUAUUUACGUAAAUAAAUUGAAUGAUGAUGCCAGCGAUAUAAACAGCUUAAAUCAAAAUAAUAAAGUAGAUCUAAAUUCAUUUACUCCCCACAAGGAUUCAAAGUGCUUGAAAUUUGAUUUUGGAUCUGAUAAUAAAAUCAAAGAACCAAUUAGUAACAAUUUAUCAGAAAUUUUCAGUUCAUUUGUUGCUCAAAGUAGUUCAGAUGAAGAUAUCGGUUGA